Molecule: messenger RNA, 1053 nt
Organism: Didymosphaeria variabile
Lineage: Eukaryota; Fungi; Ascomycota; Dothideomycetes; Pleosporales; Didymosphaeriaceae
Exons: 4
Coding region: 1-1053 (350 amino acids)
Molecular function (GO): oxidoreductase activity
Source: RefSeq, a predicted model, not a curated record
AUGGCCUACCCAAAAACCUACCGCGCCCUCCGCCGCUCCGCAAAACCCUACCCUCUCACUCUCGAAUACACCACCGAGUCCCUCCCAGAAACUCUGGGCGCUCACGAUGUCGUCCUACGCAUCCACGCUGCGUCCCUGAACUACCGCGACGUCGCCAUGUUGCAUGAGGGAAAAUACCCCAUCCCCGUCAACGACGCCGAAGUUGAAGGCUCUUGCUGCGCCGCCGAGGUCGUCGCCCUCGGGUCCUCUGUCACGAAGUUUCGCAUCGGAGACCGGGUCGCACCAAGCGUGAAUCUGAACUUCCUAACUGGGGAGGAGCGCGACGCGGAGGUGUGUGCGCUCGGGGGAGACACGCCGGGUGUGUUGAGGGAGUGGGCGGUUUUUGAGGAGAGGCAUCUGGUUAAGCUACCUGGGCAUUUGAGUUGGGAGGAGGCCGCAACGAUAAUAGGCGUGGGAAUCACAGCCUGGGUCUCUCUCAACGAGCUCCGCAACGUACCCAAGGGCGCGACAGCACUCCUCCAGGGCACCGGCGGCGUGAGCAUAAUGUCGCUCCUGGUAUGCCUUGCAGCGGGCAUCACGCCCAUCAUCACAUCCUCUUCAGACGAGAAACUCGAGCGCCUCAAGAAGAUCAGCCCGGCUGUUCUGGGCGUCAACUACAAGACCACUUCGGACAUAGCGGCGGAAGUCCUGCGUCUCACAGACGGCAAGGGCGUCGAUUACGUCCUGAACAACGUCGGCCUUUCGUCUGUUCCAGACGACUUGAAGAUGCUGCGCAAGUACGGGGGCAGCAUUGCGCUAAUCGGGUUUCUGGAGGGCUUCGAGGCGAAGUGGGAUCCAAGUGUGUUGAUGGGGCUUAUUGCGAAGGCGGCGACGCUUAAAGGCAUCUUGGCGGGUUCGAGGGCCGAUUUAGAAGCCGUGAGCAGGUUUCUCGACGAGAAGAAAGUCGACUUGAAACCGCUUGUUGACAAGGUAUUCAAGUUUGAUGAUGCGAAAGCGGCGUUCAAAUACCUGGAGUCGGGGAGCCAUGUUGGUAAGGUUGUGCUCAAGAUGUAG